UGAGCUACCAUCGUUGUUUGUUGUUCACUUAUCAGUUACCUAUUAUACUUAGUACUUCAGUGUUCAUUGGCAGGCGGCAGUUCCUAUAUGAUACAUUUUUGGUUUUUGAAUUUGGAUUGGAAAUAAUAUGAGUUAAUUAAACUAACGUGACUAAAUUUAAUAAAUAUUAAUAUUUAGCUAAUACCUAGCCGUGUAGAACUACGACUAUGUCGCGGCAAAAUACGUCUCAACAAGUUAGUGGCCGUAAAAAAAGGAAACUACUCAUUGACGGUUCAGAUGAAAUAUCAUUGGACCGUAAUGUAGAUUUGUGUGAAGAUUUUGAUAUCAACGUGACUAAAGAUUCUCAAACAUCGUUGGAAGGUUACAGAGACCUGUUUGGUGAACUUAUACCGCCUGAUGAGUGCGUCAGUAAUGAAGAGGUUAAAAACAAAUUGAUUAAGAAGACACCAGCAUCAAAAAAAAAAAAACAACCUUAUGAAGAAAUAUUAUUUAAUACACCAACAAGACCUAAAAGACUGUUUAUUCCUACUCCAAAGAUCAUGGAAUUAAUGCACGAGGCAUCGAAAGAAUUGUACUCUUUAAUGGGUGCCCGUUUGAGUUCAAGUAAUGUUUCAAUUGUAUCAACCGACAACCUUAAUGUAAGCGGAAUUCAACACUUACAAGACAGUCCUAGAACAAGUAUAAAAAAUGAGUCCAAAAUAAAUAUUGAGGAAGAUGAUAAUGAUCAAAAAUCUCAAAAAGUUCUUGAAGGAGUUGUUGCAUUUAUUGAUUAUAAAGUCGACAAUAAUCGCAGUAAUACUAGCAUUAAUCAGCGCCUUAUUGAUUUGGGUGCUAAAGUCGAAAAAACAUUCAAUCGAAAAGUUACGCAUGUAAUGUUCUGUGAUGGCUAUCGUAGUACAUAUAAAAAAGCAGUUGAACGUAACAUUCCACUGGUAUCAGCAAGAUGGAUGGAGUACAGCAAAUUAGCUAAUAAGAUUCAAGAUCCAGCUGACUAUCCUCCUGUAGGUAUGGAUAAAUACACUACAAUGCCAUCAAGGAACAUUAUUAUUCCAAAAAUCAGCACGUCAUAUAAAAAGUUUUUAGAUCCAAGUAAUAUGGAACGUGACCGUCUAAUUAAAACAAAUUGUGAUAACCUUAUGAAACAGUUUAAUCUCAGUAGGAACCAUAAUGUUGAAAAUGGAGAAAGAUGUCCUAUUAUUGAGACUCCUGAAAAAACUACUGUGAACAAACAGGAUGAUGUUGAGAAUAUAUUAUCAGAUCAGCUAUGCAAAGAAUUAAAAAAAAUUGUUGUACUAGAUGAACAAAUCGAUAAAUUGAAUGUACCAACAUCAAUUAAAACAUUAAGAAACUAUCUCACGCCUGAUGUAAAAGAGAAAACAAUUUCAAAAGAUAUUUAUGGUCAAAUAGCUAAAAUUGAAGAUCAACUAAAUUUAAAUUUUCAAGCCAAGAAAAGAUUUCGUAUGCUAUUAUUUCCUUCUGAUAAGGAUUUAAAUAACAUUGAUGAAGUCAGUGAUUUGUCAACUCAAACCAAAGACAAUGAUUCUGGAACAAUGUUCAUCAAUUCAAUGACUAUUCGGACACCAGAAGUAUUUUUAAACGACGAUGUAAGGGUACAGUCAAUUGCCUGUACAGGGAUAAUAAAAAGUGAAGUGAAAAUUUUAAAGUCAUUCAUUGAAAACUUGGGAAAAUUUAUUUUUCACACCGAAGUGAAACCUACUACUACUUAUUUAAUUACCAAAUCAAUAUCUAGUCAAUCAUUAGAUAUUGUAUUUGCAAUGGCUAAUGGCUGUUACAUUGUUUCUGAAGAUUGGGUACUCCAAUCAUACUCAAUUGGAAGAUGGCUAUCUCAUCAAAAAUACUUGAUUCCAGAAUUGUCUGAACCUGUCAAAGAUUUUCAAAUACGACGCCAUACAGUAUUUGGUUCUGAUUUGAAAUUUAAUAUAUUUAAUAAUGCUGGUAAGAUAUACGUAUCUAAUAGCUGUGAAUCACCAGCCAAACUCUUAAGACGGUUGGUGCAUGCUUGUGGUGGCCAUUGCACAAGUAAGGAAUCUAAAGCAGAUAUAGUGAUUGGCGCUAAUACAUUACAAUCCAGACAUAAUAUUCAUGAAAAAUGGAUUUUUGACUGUAUAACCCAAGGGGUAUUGCUAAAUAAAUAUCAGUAUAACUAUGUUCAUUCUAGUGAAUAAUGAUUUUGUGACCUAAAUUAAUUUUCACAUAAAUCUGUGUGUAUUAACUUUUAUACUUAACAUUUUAAUUUCCUUUAACUAAUAUUUAU
Myzus persicae (green peach aphid) is the source of this 2275-nucleotide messenger RNA. RefSeq lists its product as uncharacterized. NCBI's taxonomy places the organism in Eukaryota, Metazoa, Arthropoda, Insecta, Hemiptera, Aphididae. Gene Ontology annotation, biological process: mitotic cell cycle. The transcript is spliced from 8 exons. The record is from RefSeq and is a predicted model, not a curated record. Bases 207 to 2186 code for a protein of 659 amino acids.